This is a messenger RNA of Glossina fuscipes, 1119 nucleotides long. RefSeq names its product ATPase ASNA1 homolog. Gene Ontology annotation, biological process: post-translational protein targeting to endoplasmic reticulum membrane. Gene Ontology annotation, molecular function: ATP binding; ATP hydrolysis activity. The transcript has 7 exons. Gene Ontology annotation, cellular component: GET complex. The record is from RefSeq and is a predicted model, not a curated record. Bases 65 to 1102 code for a protein of 345 amino acids. Lineage: Eukaryota; Metazoa; Arthropoda; Insecta; Diptera; Glossinidae.
UGCCUUUGCGAACAAAACUGCAAAUGAAAAAAAAAAUCAUUUUCACGAAAAUGUCCAUUUAAAUAUGUAUGUGUUUAUCAUACGCACCUGUGAUCUUCAUAAGUUUAAAAUGGCUGACGAUUUUGAACCCCUAGAGCCGAACUUAAAAAACAUUAUUGAACAGACGUCUCUAAAAUGGAUAUUCGUUGGUGGAAAGGGCGGUGUUGGCAAAACAACGUGCAGUUGUAGCCUGGCGGUUCAAAUGGCGAAAGUAAGGCAAUCAGUACUAAUUAUAUCUACAGAUCCGGCUCAUAAUAUAUCCGAUGCUUUUGAUCAAAAAUUUACAAAAGUACCAACAAAAAUCAACGGUUUUCCCAACCUUUACGCCAUGGAAAUUGAUCCAAAUGCUGGUCUAAAUGAAUUACCGGAUGAGUACUUCGAAGGUGACAGCGAAGCCAUGCGUUUAAGCAAAGGCGUCUUACAUGAAGUGGUAGGAGCUUUGCCAGGUAUCGACGAGGCAAUGAGCUAUGCUGAAGUUAUGAAAUUAGUCAAGGCAAUGAAUUUUUCCGUGGUCAUUUUUGACACAGCUCCAACAGGUCAUACUUUGCGAUUGUUAUCAUUUCCGCAGGCGGUAGAAAAGGGUUUGGGAAAACUGUUAAGAUUAAAAAUGAAAAUCGCUCCAUUUUUAACACAAUUUGGUAGUUUACUGGGUAUGCCAGUCAACGCGGAUUCUCUUUCACAAAAGUUGGAUGAAAUGCUUAAAAUAAUACGGCAAGUCAACGAACAAUUCAGGGAUCCCGAUCAAACAACUUUUGUAUGUGUUUGCAUAGCUGAAUUCUUCUCUUUGUACGAAACCGAACGUUUAGUUCAAGAAUUGACCAAAUGUGGAAUUGAUACCCACAAUAUUGUCGUAAAUCAGCUCCUUUUCAAAAAAUUAGAUCAACAACCGUGCGCUAUGUGCGCCUCUAGAUACAAGAUUCAAGAAAAGUACUUGGAUCAAAUUGCUGACCUUUACGAAGACUUUCACGUUACGAAACUUCCGCUGUUGGAGAAAGAAGUGCGCGGAGCAGACAAUAUAAAAAAGUUUUCCGAGAAUCUUAUAACAUCUUAUAGCCCUAAUUAAUAAACGUUUAUAACUCU